This is a messenger RNA of Mangifera indica (mango), 886 nucleotides long. RefSeq lists its product as uncharacterized. Gene Ontology annotation, cellular component: cytochrome b6f complex. The transcript has a single exon. Lineage: Eukaryota; Viridiplantae; Streptophyta; Magnoliopsida; Sapindales; Anacardiaceae. The coding region runs from base 266 to 637 and encodes 123 amino acids. The record is from RefSeq and is a predicted model, not a curated record.
GCAAGUUCUGUGUCUCAUUUUUCUUGGCCAUCAUUUGAAGUUGCUCUACUAUCUAAUCUGCUUGUGAACCACCCAUCCUCUCCCCAUCUUAUCCUAUCUUUUCCAUACAAAUUUUCAUUUCCUUCCCUUCCUCAUAUUUGUAAUUCCCCCCACAUAAACAAGAAUCACAAGGCCACCAACAAACAGAAAAUAACUUAUAAUAUUUCUCUAACAAUCUUCUUCCAAUUUUCUUGAUUCUUCUUUAGGUAGUGGGUGAAGAUCAACAAUGGCAGCAGCCUCAGCUACACUAUCUUCAACAUUUGUUGCUGCCACAGUGGCAGGCCCCAGUAGGAGGAGAAGAAGCAUGAAAGUGAGUUACAUUACAGGGUUGAACUCAUUUGGUGGGCUAAAAGCACACAACAAGGUGGCCUCACUAGGCAUGCCAACAUGCACCGAGCAAAGUUUUGCAAAGAUUGUGAGCUCGCUGAGAGCUCCAGGAAAUGGCAAAGGAAGAAGAGGGGGUGCCUUCUCUUCAACAUGCAAUGCAGCUAGUGAGAUUUUCAGGAUUGCAGCCAUCAUGAAUGGCCUUGUGCUUAUUGGAGUUGCUGUGGGUUUUGUUCUUCUCCGAAUUGAAGCAUCCUUGGAAGAGGCUGAGUGAGAAUUGAAGAAAAAAUAAUUAGCUGGAUUUAUAUGUAAUUCUCGUAUGUCAAGCUUGUAUUUUUACAAAUUUCUUCAUUUGAUGUAGAACUUGUCAUAAGUUGAGUCUCAAUUAUUUUUGAAUCAAUGUAUUACACGUCGCACGUAAAUACAAGUAUUGGCUGACAAGUCGUGUACGUACACUGUUUAAAUAGUGGACAGAUAACCGUUGGUGAAUUGAAAUGACACUCCGGUUGCUAUUUUACCUUGA